Theobroma umbraticum is the source of this 2231-nucleotide messenger RNA. Its product is annotated as RNA helicase family protein. Gene Ontology annotation, cellular component: nucleus; intracellular anatomical structure. The record is from RefSeq and is a predicted model, not a curated record. Gene Ontology annotation, molecular function: ATP binding; RNA binding; helicase activity. Lineage: Eukaryota; Viridiplantae; Streptophyta; Magnoliopsida; Malvales; Malvaceae.
CCCCACGGUGCGAUCCAUGUGGAAUAAAACUCCAUUAUUUCUCUGCCUCGUAUAAAUGUCAUGUCCCUGCGCUUGCUUAGUGCUCAUAAUAACCUCACUCUGCUCUUUUCUAAACGCCUCUUUCUAGUGCCUACGCCGCUGAUCUCUUCAUUUCCUCCACCUCAGAUUUCCUCCUUCGCCAUGUCUUAUCGCCCUAACUACCAAGGCGGCCGUCGAGGAGGCGGCGGUCCCAACUCCGGACGCGGAGGGGGACGCCGAGGAGGCGGUGGUGGAGGUGGACGCGGAGGACGUGGAGGUGAGCAGCGCUGGUGGGACCCCGUUUGGCGUGCUGAGCGCCUCCGUCAAAAAGCAGCUGAGAUGGAAGUUCUUGAUGAGGGCGAGUGGUGGGAUAAGAUAAAUCAAAUGAAAAAAGGAGAGGAGCAAGAGAUGAUAAUUAGGCGAACUUUCAGCCGAUCUGACCAGCAAAUUCUCUCUGAUAUGACUUACCAAUUAGGUCUUUACUUCCAUGCAUACAACAAAGGGAAGGCUCUUGUGGUUAGUAAAGUUCCUUUGCCAAAUUAUCGGGCAGAUCUUGAUGAACGUCAUGGAUCCACACAGAAUGAGAUUCGAAUGUCUACAGAAACUGAGAGGCGAGUAGGAAAUCUUUUGGAUAGCUCAAGGGACGCAUGGUCUGCUGACGAUUCUGGUGUAGCAUCCAGUGGGGAAGCUACAAAACCAUUGCCUGAUGUCAAAAGAACUGAUUCAGUUUCUACAAUUGGAACAGAUUCUGCCAAGGAAAAAUUCAGUGCUGAACUCAAGCAAAAGCAGGAAAAUUUGAAGGCAAGUGAUAGGGUGAAGGUGAUGCGGUCUUUCCGAGAAAAGCUACCUGCAUUCAAAGUGAAAGCUGAGUUUUUGAAAGCUGUUACUGAAAAUCAGGUUCUAGUGGUUUCAGGAGAAACGGGCUGUGGUAAAACAACACAGCUUCCUCAAUUUAUUUUAGAAGAUGAGAUAUCAUAUCUGCGGGGUGCUGAUUGUAACAUAAUAUGUACUCAGCCGCGUCGUAUAUCUGCCAUAUCAGUUGCAGCUAGAAUAUCCUUGGAAAGGGGCGAGAGUCUUGGUGAAACUGUUGGUUAUCAGAUUCGCCUAGAAUCAAAGCGCUCUCCUCAAACACGACUCUUGUUUUGCACAACUGGAGUGUUACUCAGACAGUUGGUUCAGGACCCUGAUUUAAAUGGUGUGAGCCAUUUGCUAGUGGAUGAAAUUCAUGAAAGAGGCAUGAAUGAGGACUUUCUGUUAAUAAUUUUGCGUGACCUUCUUCCUCGGCGUCCAGACUUGCGUCUUAUUUUGAUGAGUGCUACCAUCAAUGCUGAUUUGUUCUCCAAAUACUUUGGAAAUGCUCCAAUUAUUCACAUACCGGGGUUGACUUUUCCUGUGGCAGAGUUAUUUCUGGAGGAUGUGCUGCAGAAAACUCAUUAUAAUAUCAAAUCCGAGUUUGACAACUUUCAGGGCAAUUCACGAAGAAGAAGGAAAGAGCUGGAUUUGAAGAAAGACAAUUUAACUGCACUGUUUGAGGAUGUUGACAUUGAUUCUCACUAUAAGAAUUACAGCGUAUCUACUAGACAUUCACUUGAAGCAUGGUCAGGUUCACAGAUUGAUUUGGGUCUGAUGGAGGCUGCAAUUGAAUAUAUUUGCCGCCAUGAAGGUGAGGGAGCGAUUCUUGUAUUCCUCACAGGCUGGGAUGACAUUUCUAAGCUUCUUGACAAGAUUAAAGUAAACAGCUUUCUUGGGGAUCUUAGCAAGUUUCUGGUUCUUCCUCUGCAUGGCUCAAUGCCUACCAUUAAUCAGCGUGAAAUAUUUGACCGUCCUCCCCCUAACAAGCGGUAGUGUUUCUGUCUUAUUAGUUUGUUGUUUCUUGAAGGCGUAUGGUGUCCAUUUUCAUUGGCCGCUGGCAUUAUAGCUUUUUCCUUUCUUCUCAAGUGUAUAUUUUAUAGUACUGGACUCUAUAUUGAUUAACAACAGGAAAAAUGACUUUUUGCUGUUAAACUUGACUGCCUUACAAUGAUCUAAUCACAUUACCCUGAAGCAAGGAUUCAUAUUAUGAGGAAGUGGAGGAGAUAUUGGAAUGAUACUUAAACAGAGAUUGGCAUCUAAGAUUCUUCUGCUCUUUAGUUGAAUAAUCACAACUAAUUUUUAUGGACCCUUUGACUUGUAAACCCUUUUAUUUUCCCUAUGUUUACUUAUAUGUCGGGUUU